This is a messenger RNA of Trachymyrmex septentrionalis, 8372 nucleotides long. RefSeq names its product small subunit processome component 20 homolog. Gene Ontology annotation, cellular component: 90S preribosome; small-subunit processome; nucleolus. Bases 99 to 8372 code for a protein of 2757 amino acids. The record is from RefSeq and is a predicted model, not a curated record. The transcript is spliced from 8 exons. NCBI's taxonomy places the organism in Eukaryota, Metazoa, Arthropoda, Insecta, Hymenoptera, Formicidae.
ACAAAACUGCAAUUUGGUUUCUUUGAUGUAAUUCUUAAUUUAGAUGAGAUAAAUAAUGUAUUGAUUUUUAUUUACGUGCGUCAAGACAAUCCAUUAGAAUGAAGAACAAGCCAAUCCGCCAUAAAGAAGUGAAUGUCUUUCGGUUCAAGCCAUUCUCCGAGAGGAUAACGGAAAUCGACGUCGAUGUCUUUCACCGUGUAACACAUCGGAAUGAGGACGAGGCCGAGGAGAUUGAGACUUAUUUUCACGAGACACUACUGAAAUGGAACGUACUCAACCUAACGGACGGUUACACCGCCUUCAGAAAGGAAGUGCGAGACAUCAUCACGUUGCCCCAAUUGCUUCACAAGAAGCAGCAUGUGAUCGAUACGCUUAUGUUGUAUCUGAGGAAACGAGAUCCUUUGUUCCUGCAACCGAUCCUGGAAUUAAUAAUUGCUGUAGCGAGAGAUCUUCAGAAAGAGUUUUACGAUUAUUUCCCAGAAUUUCUAUCCGAAAUAAUCUGCUUGCUGCAAACGAAAGACGCUGAACAGAUAGAGUAUACAUUUACCACUUUGGCAUAUUUGUUUAAAUUUCUAUGGCGAUAUUUGACAAGAAAUAUAAAAACUGUGAUGCCCCUGUUGCUACCAUUGUUAGCUGACACACAGCCAGUUUAUAUAAACAGGUUUGCUGCCGAAAGUUUUGCAUUUGUAGUUCGCAAGAUCAAGGAUAAAGAUUCUUUUCUGAAACUGGUAUUACAUAUUUUGGAGGAUAGAAAUAAAAAUGCCAAGGAAAAUGGAAUAUCGGGUUGUGCAAAAUUAUUGUUUGAAGUUAUAUCUGGUACUCCAGGGCAGUUCCAUUCCUGCGGCGAACAGAUGUUACUGUUUUAUUUCAACGCUCUGCAAGACGAGACCAUUGAUAAAACGCUUACUUACGAAGUACUACGGGAAAUUAUAACGUGUAUAUUGCAAAACAUACAUCCACAAAAAUGCAAUAUCAUGUGGAAUGUUAUACUAAAAAUAAUAGACACGUUUGUUGAAAAGUCAAAACAGUUGUUAAAAUUCUCUGAGAAGAAACACACUUUAGUUCUAUUCCUGCGUCUUAUACAUAGUAUUAUCAGCUGUAAAAAUGGAAGGUUCUUAAUUGACGCUGUAUCUGUGAUAAAAAGGUUCACCAUCAUGAUGGACAGAUUGAAUGAAGAUAAUAAUAUUUUGCAAGAAGUUAUCAAUGUAUCCGUAGCUAUUCUCUUGGCAUCCAACGUCAAGUUAAUGCAGGAGGACUCGAGUCAAUUAGUACUGAAAAUUUUGACGGUGAAUGACAUGGAAUUAUUAUACUCCUCUGUUGAAAAUUUAAUACACUACUCUUCGUUCGAAGUUUUGGUAUUGCCUUAUGUAAUGCAACGCAGUAUAUCUAUUGGAUUUGACAAUAAGCUACUGCUUCUGCUUGCUAAAGUAAUUCUCACGAAAGCAACACCCUGUUUCAGUGGUAUAACUUUGGACAAAUGGAGAAAAUACAUUUUAGAUAUACGAAAUAUUGAAAUUGAUUACCUCUUACUAGAAUUGAAAACAUUAUCUACUGAUACUGUUUCGCUUGAUGCACUGAGAAUUUUGGUAAUUUUACCACAUUUGAACCCGUUGCAUGAGGAACUUAUGAAUAUGUUGAAAAAUGGCUUGUUAUUUUUAUAUAAAAAGAUAUUGAAUGGUGAUGCAGAUGGCACUGCGGACAUUAAUAAAACCGCUUUUAUAUUUUUAUUAACGCUGGAAUCGUUAAUCCAUGUGUCAGAGCCAAGCAUUCUCCACGAGUUUUUAAUAAAAUCUGAUAUAAAAAUAGUUGAUUUAAUUAACAAACAUUAUGACAAUACAUAUAUCUUAAAUGCGAUAGAUCUCUGUAUGACGUAUUUUGCUGCGUCGCAGCAUCACUCAGAUUAUAUAAAUUUAGCGUUGUUUAACAAAUUAAACGACAAAAUAGAGAAGAAAUUUAGUUCACCUUAUAGCAAUAUUCGAAUGAUCGUGGCACACUUAUAUUCCUUAUUUUCUAAAGUCGAAGAUCUGAAAAGACCUGGUGAACCUCUUAAGAUGUCUGAUGGAAAAAGUGCUAUGGAGCUUGUAUAUUUAGUGGAAUCUGAAUCCGUGACGAUACAAAACUAUCGGAGUAAGUUAUUACAUUUGCAAGCUUUAGGAUUUCAGAGUCAUGCGAUAGCUAAUUUAAAUCCUAAGUAUUACGAAUUUCCGUUACGUUGCUUGAUGGGCAAUUUGUACAUAAAUUUUUCUCUGCUUUGGCAACCUGUGAGUCUAAUUAUAGCUAGUUAUGGCAACAAGGAAUGCCCACAGUUCUGGCCAACAUUUCUGUCCGAGUUAACAUGUAACAAAGUACCGAAGAUUGAACGGAAACCGUCGUUUGAUUGCUAUGUGAUUUCGUCGUUGGAGAUGUUGAUAGAAAAACACGAUGAUAAGCCUGAUUUUGAAAAUUAUAGGAUCCUCCUCUGGAAAUGUAUGGCACAUUUCUCACAUUACGCCGAGACGAAAAAUAGAGAUUUAACCGGAUUAUUCAUUGAUUUCGUAAAUGCAAAUUUUUUUAGAUCUAAUUCCGACGAGGGCAAAUAUUGCAAUGUUGAAAAACGUAAGGAAUUAAUCGACGCAGAUAAUACGGACGACGAGAACGAAAGUGAUGAAGAGCGUGAUGAGAUAAAAGUUGCGCAAGUGGAUGUGAUGAAAAAAAAUUACAAGGUGAAACUUUUACUCGCUCAGAUGGAGAUAUUCGAUAAAGUGCAGAAUCCGAAAAUGAUGCAUAGAGAAGCGGAGAUGCAUCAAAUCUAUCUAGACUUGAUUUCUUCGAGAAAUCUCGACAUACAGAGAGCCGCUCUGAAUUGUCUCUUUGCAUACAAGUACAAGUACCUUUUGCCAUACAAGGAGUCCUUGUAUGGUCUAAUAAAUGAGAAGAAUUAUAAGAGUGAACUCACGCGUUUCAAGCUGGACCGGGAAAGCAAUAUGAUAGAAGAAGAACAUCGCGAAAAUCUCAUGCCGAUCAUAAUGAAAAUUAUUUACGCCAAAAUGAUUAUGAAGACCGGCAUGAGGACCGGUGGAAAAACCGGUGGAUUUACACGGAGAAAAAUCAUAUUGCGCUUUCUAGGCGGUGUACAAGAGGACGAGAUGAUCAUAUUCAUAAAAAUGGCAUUCAGACCUUUCAAGUCAUAUGUAUCUCUGGAAAUGGAUGAGACAUUCGAUUUGAAAAAAUAUGCUGAGACCAUCAUCGAUACCAUCGAUCUGAAUAACGUUAUGCCACCUAAACGUAUGCAGAGUGCCGUGAAUCUAUUGGCGAUAGUAAUAGAACAAUUUGGCGGGAAAAUGUCGAAGAAGUUACUGCCCUGUUUGCUCAGGAUACUAAUCUGCAUCUUGGCUGAGGUGAAUGGAAUUCUCCGGAGAUCGGGGGAGGUUUACCCGGGAUACUUGUCAAUGAUCAAGAAUGUGAGGACAAGUUGCGUCGGUAUACUGGCUAGAUUCUUUACACACUUUGAGAACUAUGACUGGAAACGACACGAGAUGGACGCAGUCUAUCACGUCGCGAUAUUUCCCUUGUUGCAGAAAUUGCCUAUCGAGGGUAUACACAGUCCUACGGCUUUGCUGAAGCUGUUUAUGGCAUGGAGCCAGAACUCGCGAUACUAUCCGUUGUUUGCCAAGUAUCAGGAGGACAACAAGUCGAUCACUCCUCUCCCUUACAUCGUGCAACUCCUGUCGAAUCCCAAGACACACCAAUCCGUCAUCAAUGCCAUUCUGGAGAUGAUCGAGAAGAUGCUGACUCUGCAGGAUUACGGAAAAUCCAACGAAGACGCGAUGCAGGUGGACGCGCAGUUUCUACCGUUAACUCCGAUACUCACUAAUAUGCUCGAAGUGGAAGAGAAGAUACUUUCAAACGGGGUCAAUUACGGCUCCGCUAUACUUCUGCCGCACGUUCCUCACGUUCUGGAAUUUAUCAGAGAUAGACUUAGAAGGUCCAAUAAGAAUAUAAAUAAGAUCGAGCUGACCAUACUGUCGCGAAUCUCCGAAUUUGUCACGGAUGCCGAGACGUGCGAUAUAGUAUUGAAGUUGAUAAUACCAGUGUUAAUCAGGAAGGCUGCAUCUGGUAAUAACGAGGAAGCCGUUAUAGGACUGCUGAUGACCAUCACGAACCUCAUAAAAAUUGUAAAUAAGCCGGAGAUUCACCUGCGUUCCAUUGCGCCGUUGAUUGGCCUCGUAUCGGACGUACCCGCUCGCAAGACUCUUCUGCAGCUGUACCGGACCAUUGCUGAGAGAUCUAUGGAAGACCGUCGUGAGGAAAUGAUCCGGGAUUGCGAAGUUCUGAUUGAGCUUAAUGCAUGGGAUCACAGAUGGGUCGAUCAACCGAACUUCCAAAAGAGACUGGACGCUUUUGAGUUGAUCAGCGACAGAAUUGGGAAGAAUGCGAUCACAUUGGAAUUUGGCGUGACUGUAAUACACAAUUGUUUUUACUUUUUGAAAACCGAAUCGGAUUUGGCGAUGCGAGAUUGCUCCGGCCAGUGCCUGAAGCUUGUCGGAGCGAAAUUGGCAAGAGAACACCAAAAUAAUGUUCUGAACAGGCGUUACUUAAUGGACGACACUAUCUUGGCGCUUACGAGGAAGGGUAUUACGAGCAAGAACGAAGCUGUUCGCCUUCAAUCAAUAGCGUUUUUAGGACACAUGGCUCUGGAAUGCGCGGACGUGCAUCCCGUUUUACGAGACUUGUCCCUACUUGCCAAUCGAGCCGACCCCGAAGUCGAUUUCUUCGAGAACAUGCAACAUCUACAACUCUACAGAAGGGCUCGCGCCUUACUAAAAUUCUGCACACUCGCUAAGACAUUGCGAAAGCCAUUUAGUCCUAAAACGUUGACGCAAUUCAUUCUUCCUCUCUGCUCAUUGUAUUUAUGCAAUGAGACUUUUAUUCAUAAGAACAGUCUCGUUGAUGCUGCUAUCGAGACUGUCGGAAUAGUGUGCAGACUGUUACCGUGGCACCACUAUGAAAUUAUUUUAAAAUAUUAUUUAGGCAAAUUAAGGAAUUCCACAGAGUUCCAAAAGCAAGUCGUUAGGAUAGUAGUAAUAAUAUUAGACUCUUUCCAUUACAAUCUUUCAAAGUACAAACCAGCAGAAAAAAUUACGCAAACCAAAGUGACAGGAACCGAAGACAACGCUGCUUUUAUCACUGAAAAGAAAGAAACUAAUGAAACGACCAAAGAAAAUGAGAAUCUUGAAAACACGGAAGAAGGAGAUGAGGAAAAAUUAGAGGAAGCAUUAAAUGACGACAACGUUGAAAAUAUUGAAGAAAUAAUAGAGAAGGAUAAAGAAGCGAUAAAGGAAGACUUGCCAAUAAUUGAAAGGCAAACGCUACUUUCUCAAUAUGGUGCAAAGAAAGUAGUGUUCAGUAUAUCGAACGGCUUGUUGCCUCAUUUGCAUCGAUCCAUCGUGGGGAGAACUCGGCAAGAGAGUAAUCAUAAAAUCAACAAGAAGAAGAUCGCUUCCGAGACAGAGGAGGAUGAUUUACUGAGAGUCCCCAUUGCUCUCGCGUUUGUUAAGUUGCUGCAGAAAAUGCCUGAGAAUCUUUUGGAUACAAAUCUGCCAGGAAUUUUUAUGAAACUGUGUACAUUCCUCAAAUCACGUAUGGAAUCGGUUCGACGUGCGACUCGCGAGAUACUACAGAAAAUCAUGAUAACUUUAGGACCGAAGUACCUUCAUUAUCUUUUGAAGGAACUUAAUACAUUGUUAACGAAAGGUUUUCAAGUGCACGUUCUCGCAUACACAGUACAGGCUAUUUUAUUCGCGCUGAAGCCUUAUUACCAGAAAAUGGAUAUUAAUAAUAAUUUACAAAGCAUUUUGUCUGUGUGCAAAGUUGAUUUAUUUGGAUUAACCGCGGAAGAAAAGGAGAUAGCGGGUAUUAUAAAAAAUGUAUCGGAAGCAAAGAGUACUAAGAGCUUUGAUAUUUUCCAUAUCUUAGCGGAGUUUAUAACAGAAUCUUGUUUAGUAGACCUAAUUUUGCCAUUGAAAGAAGUAUUAAUAAAGACGCACUCGCAUAAAACGAUACAUAAGAUUAUGGAAUGCCUCCGAAACGUAACUCUGGGAUUGGCGGAUAAUACUUAUAUACCCUUGGAACAAAUGCUCAUAUUUCUUUACGGUAUUAUUUCGGAAAGCAUACCAGACCUUAUACCUGAAAAGAAAAGUAAAAAGCUUGCGGAAGAUGAGCGAAGAAUAGAAACGAAAACUUUGAUGCAACGAUCGAAUUAUUUUCUUAUAUCACUAGAACCUAAAAACAGGAUGGGUAUUAAAGUUACUGCAAAAACUACCAAACACGCCAACGUUCAUGUAAUGAUAGAAUUCGGCCUGAAAUUGUAUCAUAUAUUGUUGAAACGGGACAAAGUCUCCGGAAUGGAAUACAAAUGUUAUCUAGAACCAUUUGUGUCAGUUUUAAGUAAUUGUUUAAAGUCUCAUCAUGUCAAGCUAUGCACUGUAGCAUUACAAUGCUUAAAUUGGAUGCUAAAAAUGGACCUAGAAUCGAUGCACGCAUCGAUAUCGGACAUCUGUGAUUCCAUGUUCGUCAUUUUGCAUAAGUACGCUGCUGCAGGAUUAAGUAAAGGAGAUAACUUCGAUCUUGUAAUGGCCACAUUCAAAUGUAUGUCCGUGGUCGUUCGUGAUGUAAAAUACUUCAGCAUUAAUGCCGAUCAGCUGAAGAUUCUUAUUUUAUACGCGGAACAAGAUUUACACGACAGCGAUAAGCACGCUACCGCGUUUACCUUACUCAAGGCUAUAAUACAUCGAAAAAUGAUUAUCCCAGAAAUGUACACUGUCAUGGAGAAAGUAGCAAUGCUGAGUAUUACCUCGGAGCUAGAGCACGUUAAAUUGCAAUCACGUUCUUUGUUCUAUUCUUAUCUCAUGGGUUAUCCACUUGGCAAGCAUUUGGACAAACAUAUAUAUUUCUAUCUCACUCAGUUGAGUUACGAAAUGCAACCGGGUCGGCUGAGCGCACUAGAAAUGAUUCAUACCAUUGUCACAGGAUUCCCAUUGAAGACGCUAACUGUAAGGUCUGAAAUCAUAUUUGUAAUGACUGGUGCAAGAUUAAUAGACGAUGACGACCCAGCCUGCCGCAAACUUUGUGCAAAAUGUAUAAAGGAAAUGCUUAUGCGGAUAUCCUAUAAUGAUAGAAAUAAGCUAUUUGACAAGUGGCCCCUUCAGUGGCUAAAUGAUUCCAUAAGAUACCGGACAUUAGCGGCACAGUUAUGCGGCAUAUUCGUGACUGUUGAAAAAAACGAUUUCGAUUCGCGAUUACCUCAAGUUUUACCAUUGUUAUUAAAACAGUUUCACACAAAUAUUUCAACUUCUGACAAUGCCGAAUUCGGAAAAUACAUGGAAUUAGAUAAUACGACAAACUUACAGAAAGAUUCCAAUUUAAAGGAAGAAAGAACAAAAGAUCAUCAUUUAAUUCAAGUGUUACAACUGCUAUUAAAGAUAGCACAUUAUACAUCUUUCCUUACGGAUGAAAAAUACAAAGAUUUCAUUAACUCUUUUGCUGAAUAUAGUCAAUCUUUGUUGGCACAUCCACAUUUAUGGGUUCGAUUAGCAGCAGCACAAAUGAUCGGUUUUAUUUUGACUACUCUUGACGUUGAUAAAAUCGUGGAACUUAUAAAUAAUCCAGAUAAUGAUAAAAUAUAUGAAGGUUACAUGUAUUCGAAGCCUGUUGAAACUGUAAAGAGUUUGAUUCUGGAUUUAGUGGCUCAACUUUAUCCAGACAUGACAUUUGAACAGUUAGCAGAUCAAGUUGUGAAAAAUCUAAUCUUUAUCGCAAAGAUGUUAAAAUCAAUUACAGGAUCUGUUGCAAAAAAUAAGGAAGAUGAUAGAAAUAAAAUGGAAAAUAGCAAUAACUUAUCUUUUCUUUGGCUUAUCAGGAGAUUGAGAAAAGUUGUUAAUAUAGAAAUAACGCAAGCUCCCAAAUCAACAUCAGUGAGAACUGCAAUGUUUAAGUUUAUUGCGGGUGUAGUAACUACAGUACCUAUUGAAUAUCUGAACGCGAUACUUUUUAAUAUUAUGUCUCCAUUGGUACGGGAGAUGACUACGACAGAAGAAACGAACGCUGAAUUACGUCAGCUUGCAAAAGAAGUAGCUACUAUCAUUAAAAAGUCCAUAGGAAAUGAAGAAUAUGUCAAGUUACUAAAUCGAGUACAACAAAAGUUAGACAUUAAGAAAGCAGAAAGAAGAAAAGUUCGUGCGCAACAGUUUGUGACUGAUCCUGAGCUAGCGGCUAAACGUAAACUAGCUAAACAACAAAAGAAGAAGGAGGCUAAAAAAAGAAAGCUAGACAGUUUGAAAGGAAACAAAACAGCAAAAAAACGUAAAAAGAAAGUAGAUCUAGAUGAUUUAUAA